GCGGUCUUAGUUUGAACAAAAUGGCUGCAAGAACGCUGUCAACGAGAGCUCACUGAACGCAUUAUGACUGUCCACUCCUACAUUUGGAUUUUUCGAGAAUGUAUUUUCUUGGAUUCGUUUUUCAAUUUGCAUUCGUAGUAGCAAGGUCGUCGGUCAGAUGUUGUUGCUAACCUGCUAGCUCCUCAGCUAGCGGCCUAAACACAAAAUAUUUCAUUUUGCACUUUAACCCAAGUCGGCUAGCUAGCUAGCAAUUUUCGUCGACAAUUUACUGAAAUCUGCCUGUUUUCUUUAAUUUACAAAUGACUCCUUACAACAGUCAAUGACUAAUGCCAACUAGCUAACGUUAACAACUCAGCUACUUUUUGAGUCGAAUUGUUUCUGUUGCUUUUUCGUUUUGCUGCUUUUUUCGAUAUUUUUUUCUAUAACGUGAUACUUUUGACGUUUAGCAUUGCUUUGUGUUGCGAAAAUUGUCCUUUUAGUGCAUCGUUGCGCUAAAAUACAAAGUUCUUGCUGUGUGUUUUUCAAGUAUCGAUCUCGGUAUUUUUGUUAUGAAGCUGCUCAAACAGUUAUCCAGUCAGUCAGUAAGCCCCUGCAGCACGAGAGCUGAAGGUGGCUAAUGCUAGCUAGCUGGAUAACUGCGAAGACAAAAUUCCUGAUUUCUCAUUUACGGGUAUUUUUCGGAAAAGGCACAGGAGAAUGCUUUUCUGCAUCAUUCUCUGCCAUGCACCAACUUUGUAUUGAAAGCUGCCAAAGCUCAACGUGUGAUUACGCAAGCUGAGAGAAGCUAACAACACGAGAAGAGAACCAUUUGAUGGAAGAAAAUAAAAAUAAAAAGCAAGAAAAGACCAAGAAGGAAGCUGCUCAGAAACAGGCUGCUGACCUGAAAACCAAAGUGCCAGAGCCAGCUAAGCCCAGCCCCGGUCCCCUCCACCACCCCACCACCUGUGUGACCCUGCCCCAGGCCUCACACCCCCCCUCCUCCUCCUCUUCAGUCAGAACCAAUGGGAAGCGCGCCCCCCCUAGCACCCAGCAAACACCACAGCAGCAGACCCCACCUCAGCCUCCGUCGUCGUCCUCAGGCCCCCGCUACCCGCCCCGUGAGGUGCCCCCGCGUUUCCGCCAGCAGGAGCACAAGCAGCUACUGAAGAGGGGCCAGCCACUACCCGCCGGAGCCCUGAGUAGCCUCACCGUGACCCCUGCCUCCGACCCGCUCACCCCCGGUGCCCCCGCUUCUUCCUCCGCAGGCAAGCGCCACACAGACCUGCCCUUCCAGAGUGGUCCUGGUGCUCAGUAUGAGAAUCCCCACUGGGGAGCCUUACCACCAGCCACCGACCGCAGCAGCACCACCAGUAGUAGCUGGGAUCAAGUAAUCAUUGACGGGAGCGACACCGAGGCCUGGCCCUCCAUCAGUCGCAGCAGCGACAGCCGGCCAGCGAAUCCUUCAGAAUGUGCCACAGCCGCUGACUGUACGAACCCAGAGACCAGCAGCAACAUGAGCAUGGCCGCGGGGGCUACUAGCCAGCAGGCCCACUACUCCUCUCUCAAAGCUAACGUCACUAACGUAGCUAGCAUGAUGCAGCCUGGCGGUGGCCAGGGAGUUGGAGCCAUCGGCAGCAGGGGCUGGGGCUCCGGAUCAGGCCCCAUCACCAUGGGCCCCACUGAGGGAGCCAAACCCGACGGCCUAGGGCCCAACAUGGGCCGGAGUGGAGGAGCACCCGGCUGGAACUCCCAGCCCAGCUUUAGCCUGAACCUGAACCCCAACGCCAACCCCUCGGCCUGGCCCGUGCUGGGGCAAGAGGGGGCUGGAGGUGGCCCCAACCCUGCCUCACUACCUCCCAACGGCAGCCUGGGCAACGGUAGCCUGGGAGGGGACGAGAACAACAGCAGCAGCACCUGGGGAGGCAUGAUGAGCCCUGACGCCCCGUCCUCCAAUAAGAAUGUGUCUUUCAGCAGCAUGGAACAUCCCAACCUUAACACUGACGGACAAAACAGCCACCACACUAAGCAGCCACUCAGCCCCAUCCACGGCCUGCCUGGCUGGGGAGGCCAGUCUCCUACAGAGUCCUCCCAGCUCAACGGAGACGCAGGGAGCUCCGUCUGGGGCAACGGAGACACCAAGACAUCCGCUGACUCCUCCUCCAAGAACUCAGGCUGGGACUCGGCACCCUCCGGAGGCAUGUCCGGCUGGGGCCACUCUGGCAGCGGAGGAGGCGGGAGUGGCGGUGGAGAAGGAGGCUGGGGAGGAGACUGGGGGAAGCCCUCCAGCGGUGGAGGCGAGGCCAAAGGAGGCUGGGAUUCCUCAGAUGGCCAAGCCCAGGACCAGCAGGUAAGCUCCUGGGGCCAGCCAACCCCGGCCCCGACUAGUGAGGGUAGCGGAAGCGGGGGCAGCGAGGGGCGCUCCCACCGCAGGGACGGGACCGGCAGCGAGGACGGAGGCCCCCCUCCCCUGCCUCGCCAAGACCUGGACCCCCGGGUGCUCUGCAACACAGGCUGGGGCCAGACGCCCGUCCGCCAGCACACCUCCUGGGAGAUGGAGGAGCAGCGCGCCGCCAACGAGAGGAAAACCAGCGAGAUGAGGGGAGGCGCUGGAGGGGACACUUGGAAGGGCUCCAACAGCCCCUCUUUCGGAUCCCCACCGGACCCCCGGAACGGGGGAGCCAACCCCAACCUGGGACCAUCUCAGAGGCCAGGCUCAGGGGACUCCGGAGGCAAGAGCGAGGGCCCCUCAGGCUGGGGAGGCCCUCCACCCUCAGGCUGGGGGGAGCAGCCUGUCAACAAGGCCCCCAACGGUUCCGUCAGUGGCUGGGGGGAGCCCAUGGCCCAAGGCCACAACACCACAAACAAUGGCCCCAAGAGUGGAGUUCAAUCCUGGGGUGUCCCUGAGGGGAAGUCCUCCCCUACCUGGGACAACGGGCCAACCAAGACCCAGCAGAACCAGUCCCAGCAGAACCAGUCCCAGAGCUGGGGAGAGGGUCCCAAGUCCUCCCACGGCUGGGGCUCCGGCCACGGAAGUGGCAGCCAUGGCUCCAAUGGCUCCAACGGCUCCAAUGGAGGAGAGUGGAGAGAACCGGCCGAGGUGAAGAAGAAUGGAUCCUCCAGCCACAUGUGGGAAGGAGAAGGAGGAAAUGGACGAGGAGGAGGAGGAGGAGGGUGGAAGGACAGCCCCAGAGGAGGUGGAGGAAAUGGGGGCGGCUGGGCGUCGAAGCCUGCUCCUGCUGUUGGAGGUGGUGGCUGGAGGGAGACCCAGCAUUCCAAUAGCCCAGCACCAGGAUGGGGCUCUAAGCCCCAGGAAAGCCCCAACAACCCAGCACCAGGGUGGGGCUCCAAGCCCCAGGAAAGCCCCAACGGCCCAGCACCAGGGUGGGGCUCCAAGCCCCAGGAAAGCCCCAACGGCCCAGCACCAGGGUGGGGCUCCAAGCCCCAGGAAAGCCCCAACGGCCCAGCACCAGGGUGGGGCUCCAAGCCCCAGGAAAGCCACAACGGCCCAGCACCAGGAUGGGGCUCCAAGCCCCAGGAAAGCCCAAACGGAAAUAGUGGUGGUGUUGGAACGGGAGGCGGCAGCAUGGGGUCCUGGGGCGGCCCUGCAUCUGUAAGGCAGAGUUCCAACCCCGGCUGGGGCCCAGGGAGCUCCGGAGCCAAACCCGACCCAGCGAUGGAGCCCACCGGCUGGGAGGAACCCUCUCCUCCCUCCAUCCGCCGCAAGAUGGAGAUAGAUGACGGCACGUCCACCUGGGGAGACCCUAGCGCCUACAACAAGACCGUGAAUAUGUGGGACCGCAACAACCCCACUGGAGGUAAUGGUAACCAAGGCAACAACCCCACCCAGCCGCCGACGAGCAAGAGCAAUGGAGGCAUGGCCGUCAACAACAGCCACAACCACUCCUCCGUCCCCCCUAGCAACAACAAUCACCACCAUAUGAACCACCACCACCCACACCACGGACAACCCCCGCCACACAGCCAGCACCACGGCAACAACAAUGGAUCCCCCAACACUGCUGCCCCGCACCAGGGCGGUGGACCCCAGGGCCGACCACCUAUGGCCAACCCAGGCUGGGGGGAGCUGCCCAGUGUCCAGCAGCCCAAGCCAGAGCCGGCAUGGGGGGAACCCGCUGGCCCCUCUCCUGCAGUGGACAACGGCACCUCUGCCUGGGGCAAACCCCCUGGUGUUCCUGGAGGCUGGGGCGAUGGGGGGCACGAGCCCAAUGGACCCUACAGGAGGGGCAACAAUGGACCCUCUGGACCUGCACCCUGCAAGCCAGCCCCCAAAUCUAUGCAAGACGGCUGGGGAGGCGGGAGGGAGGAGGAGAUGGGCAUGUCUUCUGGCCAAUGGGAUGCUGACGCCGGAGACAUGUGGAACAGCCCCGCCUCCCAGGAUAGCAGCUCCUCCUGUAACUCGUGGGGCCAACCGCCCAAGAAGGGCCCGCCCAAGGGCAAGAUGGGCAACCAGCCAGACGAAGCCUGGAUCAUGAACCGUCUCAUCAAGCAGCUCACUGACAUGGGCUUCCCGAGGGAUCCUGCCGAGGAGGCUCUGAAGAGCAACAACAUGAACCUGGAUCAGGCCAUGAGCGCUUUGUUGGAGAAGAAGACUGAACUGGACAAGCGGGGCAUGGGCAUGUCAGACUACAACAACGGGAUGAACAAGCCGCUGGGUUGCCGUCCCCAGGCCCUCUCCAAAGACCCCUCCUCGGACCGCAGCCCAUUCCUAGACAAGGACGGUGGUUUGUCAGAUGACGCCCCCCCCUCACCGUUUCUGCCUUCUCCUGUCAGCCUGAAGCUCCCCCUGGUUAACAACCUGCAGCCUGGGCUGGCCCUGGGCUCCCCGGGGCUCAACAUGCAGAACUUGAACAACAGACAGAUGCAGAGUGGAAUGUUGGGCAGUAGUGGAGCAGCACUAUCCCGGGCCAUGCAGCAGCCGCCUCCUCAGCCGUCAGUGCCGCCUCUCGGCUCCUCCCAGCCUAGUCUACGCGCUCAAGUGCCUCAGUUUCUCACCCCUCAGGUUCAAGCACAGCUCUUGCAGUUUGCCGCAAAAAACAUUGGUCUGAACCCUGCACUUUUAACCUCACCAAUAAACCCUCAACAAAUGACCCUGUUGUACCAACUUCAGCAACUGCAAAUGGCGUACCAGCGUUUACAAAUCCAGCAGCAGAUGAUGCAAGCUCAGCGCAACGUCUCCGGCCCCAUCAGACAACAAGAGCAGCAAGUUGCACGUACAAUCAGUAACAUGCAGCAGCAGAUCCAACAGCACCAGCGUCAGCUGUACCAGGCCCUGCUGAUGAAGCAGCAGCCCGCCGGCUCCCACUCCGGCCUGCACCCCGGCCAAGGCAAAUCAGCCCUGGACUCGUUCCCAGGCCACCCCCAGGCAUCGGGCCUCUCCGACCUGCACACCAAAGAGCCGCAGUCUUCUCCCAACUCCUACAGCCCCUACCCCCUCUCUGGACUCAAUCCAAACAUGAAUGUAAACUGCAUGGAGGUGGGGGGCCUGUCCAUGAAGGAGCCUCCCCAGCCCCAGUCCCGUCUGUCCCAGUGGACCCACCCCAACUCCAUGGACAGCCUCUCUGGAAACUCCUCCCACAUGGAGGCCAACCUCAAUAAGCACGGUGCCAUUUCUGCUGCUUCUAACCUGGGCCCCCCUGGAAAGCCCCCCCACAUGGAUGACUCCUACAGCCCAUACAGUAUGAUGGGUGGGUCUGAGUCUCCCACCUCCCCCCUGGUUCCCCCUGACAGCUGGGGCCAGGUACCAGGAAAGAGCCCCAAGGACCAGAUCACCAAUGGAACGAAUAUCAACUGGCCCCCAGAGUUCUGUCCAGGCGUGCCCUGGAAGGGCCUGCAGAACAUUGACCCUGAGAACGACCCCAACAUGACCCCAGGAAGUGUUCCCAGCGGCCCCACCAUCAACACCAACAUCCAGGACGUCAACCGCUACCUGCUCCGGGACCGCAGCGGAGGUAAACUAUCUGACAUGAAGUCCACCUGGUCACCCGGGCCCAUCUCCCAUCCCUCCCAGGCCUCUCUAUCCCACGAGCUGUGGAAGGUCCCCCAGGGGCCCCGUAACAACACAGCCCCUUCAAGGCCACCUCCUGGCCUCACCAACCCCGCCAAGCCCUCCUCCACCUGGGGAGGAAACUCCCUGGGCCUGGCCCAAGGCUGGAGCAGCUCGUACACCUCAGAGGGCACCACCUGGAGCACAGACAGCUCCAACAGGACCAGUAGCUGGCUGGUACUGAGGAACCUCACCCCUCAGAUAGACGGCUCCACCUUGCGGACGCUGUGCAUGCAGCACGGCCCCCUCAUCACAUUCCACCUCUUCCUGACCCAGGGAAACGCUGUGGUGCGAUACAGCUCCAAGGAGGAGGCUGCCAAGGCCCAGAAGUCCCUGCACAUGUGUGUGCUGGGGAACACCACCAUCCUGGCAGAGUUUGCUGGGGAGGAGGAGGUGAACCGCUACUUUGCACAAGGCCAGCAGCAGCUCCCGCCCACCACCAGCUGGCAGCCCAACUCCGGCACCAAUCAGACGCGCAUGGGAGGAGGCGGAGGUUCGCAGCAGCACGCUAUUGGCCAUCACUGGAGCAGCGGCGGUGUGGGCCUGGGGGGAGGAACCAAGACGGGCGGAGGCGGAGACCUCCUGUGGGGGGGCGUGCCCCAGUACUCCAGCCUGUGGGGGCCCCCUAGUGGCGAUGAUAGUCGCGGUGUCAUCGGGAGCCCCAACCCCAUCAACACGCUGUUGCCAGGCGACCUGCUGAGUGGAGAGUCCAUGUAGGACAACACACUAACAAACCAACCAUGAGGAUGGAUGUUUCAACGCUGGAACAGAGUGGAAAAAUAUUAAUAAUAAAUACAGAAUUACACAAAAAAAUGACAAUGAACAAGAGCAAAACCAAGCAAAUCAUGUGGCGAUAAUCAGUAUCAACGGAACUGUGAAUCGUGUACCGGAAGGCUGGGGCCGACGACACAAGACUGCUGACCCCUACACCCUUCGGUUUUUACGUUUUCGUCUUUUUAAAAGGGGAUUUUGUUUUUAGUAUUUGAUAAAUUGUUGGAAGCAAACAAAAAUGAAAUGUCAAAGACUCAAUGAAGAGAGAACCGUUAAGUGUUUUUAAGUUUCCAUGAAUAUCGCACAUUCUGUGAAGUGUUUUUAAGGAGAAGCAAUCGAAAAAGCUGCCAUCUUGAAUCUUUCCUUUGCCCACGAAACUCCAAAUUGAUUUUUUUUUUUAAAUACCAUUCCCAGCAUGCCCGUGGCCAAUGAUGUGGUUCAAAGACCUUUUACUUAUGUUAUUGUUUUGUUUCCAAGCACUAACAUUAGCCUUAAGUGCUCUACUGCGGCCCAGGUCCUCCUUCAAUCUCAAGCCUUUUUCAUUGUUUUGAAAUUGUAUGAGUUUAAAAGCUUGCACAGUUCCCAUCUCUGAGCCAGUGAAUGGAACAGAACAAGUGUGAUCAACCAAGGUCGUAUUCACUAGGAACGAAAUGGAAGCAAGCGGACCGAAACUGAGGGACUACCUGAACUUUGUCCAAUAAGAAAAGCUUGUUUUCGCAUGCUGUUGCAAAACGUUUUGCCAUGUGUGCUCUAAUGAAUACGACCCCCCCAAGUCACUCGGCAGUAUGAGGCCUGUCAACACUGACCCAACCAAUCAUCAGUUGAAACCUUUUCCGUUUUUUUGGUCGUUCAUUUGUUCUUAAAGGGAUUUACACUGCUGUUUAUGUUAUUUUUGUAUAUCCAGGCGCAUUUUUAUAAUAUCUAUCGCAACAUAAACUGAGAGAUUAUUACACAUCGACCGACCUAGCUGCGUCUGUUUUGUGUGUACUUGAGUAUAUGUCUGAUGGAACCUAAUCAUUCACGUCUGGGAGUUCAGAUUACCACUGCUCAGAAGAACUACGACUUCCGCAAAACUCACCUAACGGGACUUACAGGUGCUUCUUGUCAAUUAACAUUAUUAGAUGAUUCCGUUGUUGACCCUCUCGUCCCCAUUAUGGUCCACCAAUUUCUGGAAACGACAACAAAAAAACGCUUCAACUUGAUGUGACAGUUACAUUGUGCAAUAUAUACGCCACAGACCCUUCUUCCGUCCACACUCAAGUCAAAGCAGGAGCUGGUAUCUUUACAUUUUUCGUUCUUGAUUUUUGUUGUUGUUGAUCAAAGCAAAGAACUUAAGAACUACAGAAACGUUACCUUUUCUCAUUUUUGAUUCCCACCAGGCCACUCCCUAAGAAACUGUUGCGGAGAGGAGCGAGGAUGGUGUUACUAUUAUAACUGCGUUCAGAAAAGGUCCCUGCAGCCCUGAAACUCCUCAUAUACGUACACAUUGAACUGGGGUACAUGAGAAAGUACCAUCAGAAAGCCCUUCCUCUCUGCGUUGCCACAGCCACACCGAACAGGCUGAAUCCAGAUGGGGGAGUCACUGGAGGGGCACAAUACCAAAUAAGAGGGGUUUCUCCUAAUGCAGUAGAUCUACUACGAGUGUUCCUUGUAUUUGGUACUGUACAGAAAUGUAAAAGAGAGACUAACCUUUUGUCUAUUUCAAAGGGUUUUAUCAUAGCACUUAUGAAGAGAGCUAAACACUUCAACUUGCAAACCAAUAAAUCAGAAAAAUGGAGCAACAACUUUGAAAACUGAAAAAGACAAAAAAAGAACUUGCUCUUUUUGUACUGUAUCUAUACUUGGAAAUAACUUCUGGUAUUUGUUUGUUCCUCUUUGGUCCAAGGACUUGUAUGAACUUUGAAAUGGUAGCAGGAUGAAAAAAAAAAAAAUGGAAAUCUACUUUUAUCUGGGGGGAAAAUUCUGCAGUGUAUGAUUUUUUUCUAAAGACAUUUUCUUUUAACUAUAUCAAAGUGAAUAUCACUGUUACUCCUAAAUGUUUAGCCUUUUUCUUGUCUGGAGACACUAGACAUGCAAUGUUACCUGUCUCCGGCCAACGGUCGGUCAGAGUGGGGAGGGGGAUGGUCACGGUCCACUGAGUGCCUCUCUGCUGUGGUGCCCAUGGCGACGGUCGCUAGGCAAGGCUACCCCCACAGCAGCAUUUCCUCCUGGGCUUGCACCAAGCUCUCUCAUUGGACACCCUCAGCCCGGCAGGAAAUCACGCUCCCUCCAAGACUGGCCAAUCAGCAUGGAGCUAGCUAGCUAACGACCGCGCCAGCAGCACUCGACCUUGUUUCAACGAACCCUCUCCAUUUCCCCUAAUCUUCUUUCACACAAAGAUCACUUUAGCUGGAAGUCAAGAGACAGUCAAAUUUCUGGAAUUUUGCCAGUGAUUGAUGAAUUUUAUUUAGUUUUCAUUUGAAGUUGUUUAUUUUUGUCUACAUGCAGUGGUCUUCAAGGUGGCUGCUUUAAACUAGCCCUUUUCACUGUUCAUAUGCAGAAACACUUUGGUCAGAGGUGCCUCUGUAUGUUCAUCCUGUGUAUUGAAUGCAAACGAGGAUCAAUACUACAGCCCGUCAUUGAUUGUCUAUUAUUAGUUAGUAUCUUAACUGAUUGAUUGAUCAUUGCUUUGUUUUGGACAGUAUGCUGUAGUACUUCCAGGUAGUAUCUCAAGAAGUGUAAGUUAGACCAAUAGGGUGUCUCAGAUGGGUGAGUGUGUCCUGCCUGACCCUAGCUGCUCCACCUGGGUUCCACCAGGGCUGUCCCCUCGCCCCCUCACAUAGCUGCUACGCUACACCCUCCAGUCCCCUCCAAAGCAACCAACCUAGACCACGGCCAUGCCCAUCCCCUUGACCAGACAUAAAAAGCGACUCAGUUCUGUUUCUAUGCAAAAGACUAGAGGCUGCGGGCCCUUUACAGCCAACGUGCCAAUCCUGCCUUAAGGGUUGAGCACCGACUCACAGAGCUAGACCCAACGACCUCCUGAUGUAUGUACCCUUCAGCACUUAGAACAUGUCCGCUCCUGGUCCUUAUAGCUGGGUUUAAACCACAACACUGUCGUAUUCCAAACUUCCACCCUCCCUCUAUGGGGAGUUAGUACCACUGGAGUGGAGGUAUAGUAGGCCUCUCUUUACUGUGCUGAAGAAGACUGAUCUCCUGUCAGCUUGAUCUCAGGGUAGGAGACGACAUUAAAAGAUGCAGCUCUCUCUGUAUGUAUGACCUUUUGCUGUAGUGUAAGAGAGCCAACUUCUACACUAACUAAUGGCAAGCUGUGCAGUAGUACUAUAGACUUGUAUUGGCUGGAUAAUUGUUUUUGGGAAUGGAAUAGUAAUGAAUUCCCUUCACAACUAUGGGCCUACUGUAAUGUUACAAUGUAGAGGCCCAUUCUGCAUGUAAGAUGCCAAUGUUAUCCUAUGUGCCAAUACCAAAAAAAUAUAGAUCUAUUAAACUAGCCCAUGUUAUACGAUCUGGAGAAAGAGCUCUUCUCUGGAUGGAGGAUCUUUGAUAACCUUUGUGAUGGAGGCAGGGGGGCAGGAGGGAUUAAACAGAUGGGUGGGGGCAACACACCUCAUCCUGAACUCCUGAGAUAAUAUGUCUGUCUCAAAUGGCACCCUGUUCACUAGGUAGUGCAUUAUAUAGGGACAUAGGGUGCCAUUUAGGCAGUCUUUGCUUUAGUGGGGAAUGCCCCGUUGUUGAGGAUAAAAUCUUUACUGAGUUUGCGGGAUCCAAGUAUGCUACGGUGCACAGUCAGUUUGACGGGUAAUCCCGGGUACAUAUUUUUUUAAACCAAAUAUUAAAUUCUUCAAUUUUAAUGUCAUUUUUAAUAUGACGUUUGACACAAAAUCUAAAAAAUAAAAUAAAAAGUACAAAAUCAAUAAAAGAUCUAUAUGUUAAAACUAAAGCGCUGCACUUCUAGCUGAAAUGUCUCCAGUCUAACUUCCAGAAUGCAGGCUGGGGAGCCUUUUUGUGGAUGCUAUAUUUUAUCCUAUUUGUUAGUGUUUCCGCCCAAAGCAGGCCCACAACUGUAUAUUUCCACAGACCCAGAUGGCUUCGGGCCCACUAUCAGCCCAGGUCGCUCGCCUCACUGCGUCUGCGGUGGGCAACGAGAGGGGACGCAUUUCAAAACAAAAAAAAACUAAAACGGGAUAAGGCUACCUUUUGGGACUCUGUGAGGUGUCCUGCAGCACACUAGCAAAAAUCACUAUUGCCUGUUUCUGUAACUGCCUUGAUCCAAGCUCAGAGACCAAUUAGCCGGGUGGGGGCCUCCAAACGUCCCCUCUGUGUGGGGGGGUCCCCCUGCUGCACCAGCACUGAGGGACACGCCGUGCACUCUCUCUACAGCUUAACUAUAGAUAGAUGUAUGUGUAUACAUACACAUACGGAUAUGUACGUACGGUGUGUGGUAGGUAGCACAUCAACAGAUAGACACCUUGGAUCUCAACCUCUAAAACCUUUUGUUCCUUUUAAAAGGUCUGGGUUCAAUACAAACUGAAGAUGAGCAAUAUUUAUUCCCCUCUGCAAAUAAGUGAUACGAAGGGAAUGGGGUUAGGGGUUAAACUGGUACUUGAUGGAUCAUGAAUAAUGUCUUUCCUACCUGGAGUUGGAUAUGCACGUUCUGGAUUUAUGAACAUAUUACAGUAAGUACCUUGAAGUACUUGUAUGUGAAUUUGUCUAAACAACCCAACCUGAAAAUCACCUGUUUUUUUUUUAUGUAUACUUUCCCAGUAGAGAAAAAUAUCAUUAAACAUAUCAACACAAAAAUACACAAAUACUUGAAUCAAGGAGAACCAAUAACGUAAUGUGAAGUCUUUUGUAAAAAUAAAAAAUUAAAAGAUUUUAAAAAGUCUGACUUGUACACUUCCAAGCUUUUUGAGGUCAUCAGUUUAAAAAAAUAUAUAUAAAAGAUAAAAAAAAUAUUGGAGAAAAAAAUGUGCUAAAAUUGUUGUGUGCUUGAAAGUCAAAUGUAUGUGUGCAAACGACUGUGUGCUUGGCAGGCUUAGGACUGCUGUCAUGUUCCAUUCAGUAUGUUGUGUAUUGACAUUGUUGUCUGUCCUUUUAUUCAGUUUAUUUUUUGCUUGUCAACUAUAUUUUGAUAGACAUUGUUAUUAUCUUCUAACAUGGCACUGAGUGUCUUCUACCCCUCACUCAGCUAAUCGUAGACAAACGAGACUAAGUACUGAGGGGAGAGGGUGAUAAUUCAUGUGUAAAUGUUUACUCAAGGACUUAAUGGGGAAAAAAGUUUUUGUUUUAUCUGUAAAAUGUUUAUCUACCUUAUAGUGGCUUUUAUUGUGGAAUAAUCCAAAACAAGGAUUAUCAUUGAGUAUUGCACCAUUUUGUUCCGAUUUACAUACAAAUGUAAUAAAUAGACUACAAAAAAUUAACAAUCUAAGAAUUGUGGCCAUAGAUAGUAGUAGGACUAGUAAUCCCUAUGUUAACUUCAUGAAGGAAAGGGAUAAUGUGGGAUGUGAGUUUGUUACAGGACUCAUUUCAGAGGUGCCUAUCUUUUUUCUUUUUUUUUAGCAAAGCCACCUGUCGUUUACAAACAUUUCAUUUGUCUGAAGUUGAGGAAAAAGGAAUUUUAUAAUGAAAAUGUUGAAAAAGAUAGAAUUUAUCUUCCAUCAAAUGAAUAUGAACAUUAAACCAACUUUGCAAAAUUAAGAUUUAUGCUACUUUCAGAACUCUGGGAUUGAUCAGUGUUGUGUCGUAUUUCAAUUUUUAAUUUCUCUUUUUUGAUGUUGACAGACGUAUGUAUUGAUUUUAUUUGAAUUUUGUCUUGUAAAAAGGCAACGCAAUCUGCUUACUAUCUUGCACACUCGUAAAGAUGUGGAUCUUGUCUCGGGAAGGCCAGGUUUUCCAGAGUUCAAACUCCACCAUUUUUAUUUAAAUUUGAGAGUUUUAAAUUAGAAUAACUUUGAGAAAUCUAACUCCAAGCACUGAAAGUUAGGGAUUUAAAUAGAAUAUGAAAUACCAUUGGUUCUAAAAAUCCGUAGCGGUUACAUAUUUACCAAAUAAAUGACAAAGUGGAGUGCUUUACAUGUAAAAUCGAUGUAGAAAUUGCUUUACAUUGAAACAAAUGAUCAAUGGUUUUAGUUUUACUUAUGUAUUUUCUUUGAGGUUCCAUCCUGUAACGUUCAGGAGCAUUGUGCAUUACUCAUGUCUCUGUUCCUGUGGCAGGUAUUCAAUGAGUUAAGAGAUUCUAAUGUCUAAUAGAUGGUUUUCAGGAGACAGGUUUGAAGUGGAGGGGGGAAGCUGGUUUUUAAAGGCUCAUGAUCUAUGCACAAGUGGGAGGGAGAGAAUCCAGGCCUGCUUUUCUCUUGGGGCCCGGGACUCACUCUGGGGUUCAGGGUUUGAUGUAGGGGUGUGUCUUUGUUGUGAUAUGUUAGAUUUUCUUCCCCCUCAUCAGAUUUAUGGCAAAACUUUGUAUUGCUUCACCAUGCUGUGUAAUCCUUAACCAAUGAGCGCUUAUCCUUCUGCUAAAGCACUGUGGGUUAUACUGAGAAAAAGCCCAUGACUUAAGGCAGUCUGGUUUUUGUAAGGGGGAGGAGGUGGUACUCUGCCUUCAGCCUUUAUUAUUUAAAAAAACAUUAAGGAGAAAUGUCUGUGCUGAGAAAGUUGUGGCUUUUAAUGUUUUUUUUUCUCCUCAUAGAAUGUAAUUGUUAAUGACAUGCACCGGGAAAAAACAUGUUAACAAAUUAUGGCGCUUCUUUCGGACUAUAUUAAUAAAUUGACAUUUUUUCUUGGCUGUUAA
This is a messenger RNA of Salvelinus namaycush (lake trout), 13601 nucleotides long. RefSeq names its product trinucleotide repeat-containing gene 6C protein-like. Gene Ontology annotation, cellular component: nucleoplasm; P-body. The transcript has 20 exons. The record is from RefSeq and is a predicted model, not a curated record. Lineage: Eukaryota; Metazoa; Chordata; Actinopteri; Salmoniformes; Salmonidae. Gene Ontology annotation, molecular function: protein binding; RNA binding. The coding region runs from base 812 to 6760 and encodes 1982 amino acids. Gene Ontology annotation, biological process: positive regulation of nuclear-transcribed mRNA poly(A) tail shortening; miRNA-mediated post-transcriptional gene silencing.